Podospora anserina S mat+ is the source of this 1977-nucleotide messenger RNA. RefSeq lists its product as uncharacterized. Lineage: Eukaryota; Fungi; Ascomycota; Sordariomycetes; Sordariales; Podosporaceae. The record is from RefSeq and is a predicted model, not a curated record. The transcript has 2 exons. The coding region runs from base 1 to 1977 and encodes 658 amino acids.
AUGACCUCCAUCCCCAUCCUCCGAACUUGCUUCGUUUCGGCUUGCGCCUACACUCUUUUAUACCAACGCGACAGCCGCCUGCUGAACGCUCACAAGGCCGUCGUCGUCGCCAGAAGAACGACUCGCUACACCGCUCCCCGCCACCGCCUUCUUCGACGCCGCAGAGCUGCUUGGUCGGCCUUUGAUCCUGAAUUCUCCUCCUUGCGCAAGCCGUCACAACAACACUCGUUUAUCGCCCCCGACCCCCUUAUCAUUGAAAACAAACAACCACCACCACCACCACCAGCACAGAAGACCGAACCACCCCGCCCAAGAACACCCGUCACGCCAAAGAACCAACAGCACCCUUACUACAUGGAUCAGAUGAUUUCACCUAGAAGAAGCCUGGACGAUACAAUGGCAGGACAAGGAACACCAAACAAUCUACGGCGGCACGUCGCCAAUCGAGGAAUUGGAAGCCGAGGAAGCAGUCAAGAUGACACACGACCUCGAACAAUCCCCGAUGAUCUUCUCAGCUCGCCCAGUUCCCCCUUUGGUGGGUUCAGCGAGGGUCGCUCCUCACGAUCCACCUCCUCAGCCUCCAGAACCACCAACAGAUUAUCCCUGACCCUACCCAUCGCACCACCAAGUGCCUUCCCCUCCCGACCCGUCCCAGCAUCCACCACCGCAGCGACCUUUCCCCCAACACCAUUAGACACCCCCUCCUCCAUCAUGUCUCCGGUGGAGGGAAUCGACUUCAUCACCGCGAUAGCAGCGCAGGAGAGGCGAGUAAUGGAGCUGAGGGAAGAGCUGGACCGUGCCGAGGCCGAGCUGGCGAGGUUAAAAGAGGAGUUUACUCUACACGAGGGAUACAAGAAGAGACCAGCUAACAGGCGAAACCACGAAGCGUUGCGAUCGUUAAACUCGCCGGCGGAUUGUCACGACGAGGUUGCCAUCCGGAGGAGCAUUGAGCUGGACAGGAGGAAGACGUUGCUGGGGCAGCAGCACCAACAACAGCAACCUACACCGGAAAAGAGCCGGCGACGGGUAUUCACUGGUGGUCACGCGAGGAAACUCUCGCUGCUAUCACCGACAAAACCGGGCGAGGGCUUCUCCAUACAUGAAGACGGGCCGAACCAUCUGAAACUGGACUACGAUCCACAUGGUGUUCAUAACUAUGCUCCUGUUACUCCGAGCUACCUCGCCAAACGCGCCUCCUGGGCACCGAGGACUACACCCCAGCCUACAAGCGUUAAGCAGAUUGCCCAGGACCUCAAAUCAGGUAUCUGGACCUUCAUGGAAGACAUCCGCCAAGCGACGGUAGGCGACGAACCCAUCACCGGACAGGGCGUCUACCUCCGCGACAACACGGGCAACAUGCGCCAGACGAAAGUGGAGAGGAUGCUCCUUUUUGACAGCAGCGAUCAGCAAGACACCAUCCGGCCCGCACCCAAUCCUCGACCAAAGGUUUCGUCGGCGUUUGAUGAUUUGGCGACAAUGAACCCUAUCCCUACUACUGCCCAGGAAGAGGAGUUUAAACCACCACCACUCCCCCUCAGGAGAUCAAAGACGGAAGCGGCAAAACCAACAAAGAGGUUCUCGUGGACGCCGCUGACGGCCGACUCGGUGGAUGAUAAUGACUGGUCGAAUUGGAAUAGCAGCCCGCCGACGGGUGGUGGUGUGUCGAGUCCGCGGUGGAGCGGGACGACGGUGAAUGGGGAUAUUAUGCCUAGUGAUCCGACCUCGCCGAAGAGGGGAGGGGAGGAGGAAGAGGAGGAGGAAGAGACGCCAUUACUGAACAGCGGCGGCAACAACAAGAGGAACGGCUCAUCCCCCAACGGCACCGGGAAAUUGGAGGAGUUGCUCCCGCCUGUACUCAACAAGCUCACCCCGUCCAAUAUCAAGAAGAUGGGGAGUGAGUUUAUGAAGGAAUGGGAACGGAGUUUGAGCCCGCCCGAGCAGCAGCGGCAGCAGGGGGGAAAGGAGAAGGGGAUUUAG